Myxocyprinus asiaticus (Chinese sucker) is the source of this 3980-nucleotide messenger RNA. Its product is annotated as amine sulfotransferase-like. The transcript is spliced from 6 exons. The coding region runs from base 83 to 976 and encodes 297 amino acids. Gene Ontology annotation, molecular function: sulfotransferase activity. Gene Ontology annotation, cellular component: cytoplasm. Gene Ontology annotation, biological process: sulfation. The record is from RefSeq and is a predicted model, not a curated record. Lineage: Eukaryota; Metazoa; Chordata; Actinopteri; Cypriniformes; Catostomidae.
GUCCUCUCCAUAAUUUACAGUGUUUCAGCAGGAGGACAAGCAAGACGUGAUUCUGUUGAUUUGGUUCAGGUAGAACUCAAAAAUGGCUCAGCAGGAAUACAAGAUGCUCAGUGACAACCUGGUAACAUACAAGGGAAUGGUCUUUCCAGUGGAUGGCUUGCAUGAUAUUACUAAAGACUAUAUUGACAGUUUAGAUGAAUUUGAAAUAAGGGAUGAUGAUGUCUUUAUUGUUACCUACCCAAAAUCUGGUACGGUAUGGACCCAACGUAUCAUGACUUUAGUGUAUGAGGAAGAUUUCCCUGAAAAAGUGGACACAACCACGUACAAGCAGGUGCCCUGGUUAGAGUUACUGCAAAAGGGGGAAGAUUACAACUCACGUCCAUCCCCAAGACUUUUUUCUACCCAUUUACACCAGCACAUGGUGCCCAAAGGGCUACAAGGAAAAGGAAAAAUCAUCUACAUCUUGAGAAACCCUAAAGAUGUCAUGGUGUCAUAUUUCCAUUUCUCCAAAAACAUGAAGACGCUGGAUAGCUCUGAGAGCUACAAUGAGAUGCUGGAGAAGUUCUUCUCAGGACGAAUGCUUGGUGGCUGUUGGUUUGACCAAGUCAAAGGAUGGAUCACAAAUAAAGACAAAUACAACAUCCUGUUCCUUACUUAUGAAGAGAUGAUCAAGGACCUCAGAUCCGUCAUACACAAAAUCUGUGAGUUUGUUGGGAAGAAUCUGUCGGAUGCAGCGAUUGAUAAAGUGGUGGAGACAGCCACUUUCAAUCACAUGAAGAAAGACCCCAUAGCCAACUAUGAAUUCUUUCCUUAUGCUGUCCGUCCAAAAGAACUAUUCAUGCGCAAAGGAACAGUUGGCGACUGGAAGAAUGCUUUAACAGUGGCUCAGAAUGAACGAUUUGACCAGGUCUACCAAGAAAGAAUGAAGGGUCUUCCUCUUGACUUUAACUGGGACAUCUCAGAGUUACUUGGCUAAAAACCAACACAUUGUGGAUAUGUUAUAAAAUAUCUAAUAUAAGCUAGUAUAUAGCCAAUUGUGCAUCACUAAACAGAGUUUCUGAGCUUAUAUGCAAUGUCAAGAUGUCUGAAAAGUUUAUAUCAGUAUUUAUUAAUACACUAUGUGGCCAAAAGUAUGUGAACACCCACUUUUAUGGAACAGUUAAGGGCCCCCUCGCCAACUGUUGCAAUAAAAUUGAAUACACAGUUUCAUUGUAUGCCAUAGCGAUUUGUCACUAGUAUAGCAAAAUCCGUUAAUUAAAAAAGCGUGUCCUGUGAGGGACAAAUUAAUUUCACAUGUAUUAUUCUCAUAUUUAACCUGUAUUCUAGCUCUUGCUUCUUUUGUUGCAUUACCGUGUCUAAGAUGUAGGACUUCUAAGAGAUAGCGUACCAGACAUAUCCAUCUAGCAUAAGUCAAACAUUUACAAGUGAGAUGGCAUGGGCCAGAGAAUGAGUUAGUCAUUGGGUCAACCUGACAUAGUGACAUAAUGUGUUUAUGCAAGUAACCAGUUAGAGAUUUAGUUGAAUUAGGAAAGAUCUUGUUUGUUUGAAAUGGUAUAAAACUCAUGUGUAGUGGGAUGAUUGUUGGGAGACUUCUUUUGAAUGAGGGACUUCUUACCCAAAUUGUAAAAAGAAUCCUCUUCAUUGUGUUAUUUUUCUUUAUUGGAAAAUUCCCUGAAAGUCCACAUACUUUUGACUGUAUAGUGUAUCUUUCAACUAGUGCAUGGCCGGCCUGUGGGUUUGUUUUGCCCUAGGCAAAAUCAUGAAAAUGUGCCUCUGGUGUGAAAAUUGUCAUAACUUUAAAACAUCCUAGAACCACUGCAAACGUGAUGAGCAGAUCUUGUUUUUAUAGAAAGCAUUAAAAAAAUGCACUAUACUGUAUAGCUCAGUUGAGGACAAAUAACGUGUCCAAAAGAUUUUCUUUUUUUUUUUUUCUCCACCAACAUGAAAAUGUUAGGUUAAAAUGUACAUGCAUGCAUAAGGGAAUAUGUGUAUUUUAGGUGCUAUGACAAGUCACCAUUUUAUUGGCUUAUUUUGAUCACCUUUCAACCUUUUUCUAGAAGUACAAAUAAACCAGUGUCUCAAUUAAAAUGAGGUCAUGGAAACUGCAAGUAUGACAAUUACUGGGUAACAUUUUACAAUAAGGUUUGCAUUAGGUCUCAUUAACAAUGUAUAUUACAAUUUUCCAGCAUUUAUCAAUCUUGGCUAAUGUCAAUUUAUAAAAAUAAAAUUGUUUACUGUUUAUGUUAGUUUAUAUUGUAUUAACUAAUCUUAACUUAUACAAUUUUUAAUGUUAAAAAUUGACUAAUAUAUGUAGAAAUUAACAUUAACUAAAAUUAUUAGGUAUUGUUCAAUGUUAGUUCAUGUUAACUAAAGUAGAUAACUAAUGUUAACAAAUACAACUAUAAGUGUUACCCAUUAAAGAUACCCAAAAUAAGAAAAUGCCGUUUAAAAUAGUUUUAGAUAGUUUUAAUAGUACAGGACACUGCUGACAAUGCUUGAAAUUCCAUUUCACCUACCCACAUACUGUAUGUGUGAAUGUUUAUUUAGAGCAACAAAAUCAAUGAAAACAAAAAGUUGACGGCUAAAAUGUUUGCAGAAUUGAAUAGAAGUUAAAACAUCAAUCAGGAAAAUCAGAUAACUAGAGCAAUAAAAUUAAAACAAUUUAAAUUGGGCCAAUAAACACGACACCUUGAAAUAUAUAUUUGUAAACAAAUGUAAAGAAUAAACACAUACUUCUUAGAGAGAUAUUCCAGAUUAAUUAGUCAUAUUUUCACUCUAUGUUAGUUUUUUGCAUCUUUAUAUCGACAGUGUCUGAAUUCAUUCCCCAGCAGAUUAUUCUUGAGAAAACGUGAAAAGCCAUAAUGAUUUGACAAAUGCUGUUUCUGCUAUCCUUUACAGAAAAUAAACCUCAAAGACUCAAAUAGCCACAAAGCAAUAUUUUUCAUAACUUAUUACCUGCGUUUCUGUCAGGCAUGAACAUUAUUCAGCAAGGUGCGAUUUGUGUCUAAUAAAACUGUUAUUGUCGCUGUCCUGUCACUCUGUCAGUCUGGCUUUUUGUGUGACAGGGUCAUGACAUCAGGGGCAGACUGGUUAUGGGGAGAACCGGGAGUUUUCCCGGUGUGCCGGCCAUGAAACAGGGCCGAACGGGCCACGAUGAACUGUAAUGGGCAGCCGUGUUAUGCCGAACGGGCCGCGACAGGCUAAAGAGGGCCGAAAAAUGGCACCACGAUAUACAGAAAAGGACAGUGACAGGAGGCGGAGGAGCCCGCUGCUGACCGCCAGGAGGUGGAGGAGCCUGCUGCUGUCUGACAGGAGGCAGAGGAGCCCGCUGCUGACCGCCAGGAGGUGGAUGAGCCCGCUGCUGACCACCAGGAGGCAGAGGAGCCCGCUGCUGUCUGACAGGAGGCAGAGGAGCCUGCUGCUGACCACCAGGAGGCAGAGGAGCCCGCUGCUGACCACCAGGAGAUGGUGGCUGUUACUGCAGCAGUGCUUCUCACCACCCGGAAGAGGAGGAGAAGGGCAUCUACUCCUCUGCCAGCGCUCACAGCCAUGGAGGCCAUUCUCCUGCUGCUGCCAGCGUUCAAGGCCAUGCAUGCCGUUCCCGCAGGGCAAUGAUUUAUGUCAUAAGCGCAAAGUCAGUGGGCAUGGCCAUGAAGUUUUGGUAUUUUGGCGAAAUUGCCCGCGCAAUGCACAAAUGGGCUGGGUCAAGUGCAAUUUAAUUUUGAGGUUCUUCUCCGGUUUUUCCACCGUCUGUGUCCUAUUAUAUAGUCCAUUCCAUCAAGCACCAAUGAUUUAAACAAAGACAGCACAUUCAUAAGAAGUAAAUGGACUGUAUGCAAUGUAUUAGAAGAAUUGAAAAUUGUGUUCUUUUGUGCAUUAACUGCAUCUUUGUUGAAUGUCAGGAAUAUUUCUAUGACAGUGACACGCUCCUUUUAUAUCUUGUAAGAAUUUGGAUGUAGGCGCCAUUAAAUUAAAGAGAA